This is a messenger RNA of Humulus lupulus (European hop), 3038 nucleotides long. Its product is annotated as nuclear intron maturase 1, mitochondrial. Lineage: Eukaryota; Viridiplantae; Streptophyta; Magnoliopsida; Rosales; Cannabaceae. Gene Ontology annotation, biological process: mRNA processing. The transcript has a single exon. The record is from RefSeq and is a predicted model, not a curated record. The coding region runs from base 183 to 2303 and encodes 706 amino acids.
CUGCUGCUACAUGUCAAAUAUGAAAGAGGACUAAGCCAUAACUUCGAUUGGAGUAAGCAGACCUUUCAUGGCGAAGCUCGGAGGAGGGUAAUGGAGUGGCUCCUCAAGCUCAAACACAUGUUCAUUCCAAUGCUCUGAAGGGUUACCAUUCAUCCCAAAUAAGCAAACAAAAACAACCUAAAAUGUAUAUGAGAACAUUCAUCAAACACCUGGGGUGCAAAAACUCAAGCUUGUUCAAAACCCUCCCUCGCUCACUCUCUUACUCCUUCGCCGCUCCAUCAUUGCAUUUACAUCCAACACCACCUCCACCAGCUACGACUGACCGUAACCAGUCUCAGCAUGACCCCUACUCUCUCCUCAAGGAAGACCCCAUUGAUAUAUGCUCCGCCAUGUGGGUCAAAGCUUUCUCUUCUCCACCCAUCAUCACCAUUCCCAACCUCACUGGCUUCCUCUCCAAAUUCGACCUCUGGGUCUUGGCCUACCAGCGCACCUGCGCUCACGUGACCGGAACUUUCCCACCCCGGAACGCCAUCCAUUCCCAGGUCCUCCAUUCCCUUCUAUCGCUCCGGAACGCUGUCGUUCAUGGCCAAUUCUCAUGGAACAGGAAGAUUAAUCAGUAUGUUCGGAGCCCCAAUGACAAACCCAGUACGAAAAUCAUGUCCAAGCGCAAACUUCAGUCUCUGUUUGAAUCCGAAGAGCCCUGUUUUCAAGACCGGGUCGUUCAGGAGGUUUUGUUGAUGAUUUUGGAGCCCGUUUUCGAGGCCCGGUUCUCGCAGAAAUCUCACGGGUUCCGGCCUGGUCGAAAUGCCCAUACGGUCAUUCGUACCAUCCGGAGUAACUUCGCCGGGUACCUCUGGUUCUUGAAAGGAGAUUUGAGUGAGAUUUUUCAUAGUUUGGAGAGAGAUGUGGUGAUGGGUUGCUUACAGAAGGCUGUUAAGGACAAGAAAAUAUUGGGUUUGAUCAAAUCCGCGUUGAGAACACAUGACCCGAAUUCCCCACGAAAAAAAUUCAAUACAGAUAUGGCUAGGAAUAAGAAGACGACUAAGAAAGGUUCUACGAAGAAAAAGAUUCUCAAUGAGAAUGAGCCUAAACCAGACCCUUAUUGGUUGAGAUCAUUUUUUGAUUUUGCUCCUGAAGAAGCUGCUAAGGUACCUUCUUAUGGCUGUUGUGGAAUUCUGAGCCCUUUACUUGCUAAUGUCUGUCUUAAUGAAUUAGAUUAUAUGAUAGAAGAUAAGAUGGUCGAGUUCUUUAGGCCAUCUAGUCUUGAUUCAAUUUGGAAAGAUUCAAUCUCUGAUGGUUGUCAUAACCCAUCUUGGCCUGAGUUUGUUCCUUCCAGUGGGAAGGAGAAGACUAGAAAAAUGGAUUACAUACGAUAUGGGGGUCAUUUCUUGAUUGGAAUUAGAGGUCCUAGAGAAGAUGCUGUAGAUAUGCGUAAGAAAAUAAUUGAGUUUUGUCAGUGGAGAUUUGGGUUAAGACUGGAUAAUUCAACAUUGGAGAUUGAACACAUUAGUAGAGGAAUUCAGUUUUUGGACCAUAUCAUAUGCCGCAGGGUUAUUCACCCAACACUUCGAUACACCUCUAGUGGUGGUAACAUUGUGAGCCAGAAAGGUGUUGGGACAUUGCUCUCUGUUACUGCUAGCUUACAACAAUGCAUACGCCAUUUCAGGCGGCUUCAGUUUGUCAAGGGUGACAGGGAUCCUGAGCCACUGCCUUGUACUCCUAUGCUCUACUCGGGUCAAGCUCAUACCAAUGCUCAGAUGAAUAAGUUUCUUGAGACAAUGGCCGAUUGGUAUAGAUAUGCUGAUAAUCGUAAGAAAGUAGUUGGCUUUUGUGCUUAUGUGAUUCGUAGUUCAUUGGCUAAACUGUAUGCUGCAAGGUACAGACUGAAAUCUCGAGCUAAGGUUUAUGGAAUAGCUUCUCGCGAUCUCAGUCGUCCCUUGAGGGAGAGCAGUAACAAUGCUGCACCCGAGUACUCUGAUCUUUUGAGGAUGGGACUUGUUGAUGCCAUUGAAGGUGUUCAAUUCUCGCACAUGUCUUUGAUUCCUUCGUGUGAUUACACUCCAUUUCCAAGGAAUUGGGUGCCAGAUCAUGAGAGGGUUUUACAUGAAUAUAUUAGGCUUGAAAACCCCAAAUUCUUUUGUGAAUUGCAUAGAACAAUUAAGAAACAUGGUUUAAGUUUGCCUCAAGAUGAGAUAGCUGACACAGUGUGGCAUUUUAAAACCCUUGGGGUUAAGAAUCAUCAACGCCGUGUUGAAAAUGGAACAAGAAAUGAUGAUUCUCAUGAAAUGUCUACCACGCCGUGAAUUUGGGAUUGGACGGGCAGUAUCAUUUGAAUCUUGUAGCUUGGAUUUGGAGCCAUGGUGGCCUGCUAAAGUUGUCGAUAUUCAUGUCAUGAGUUUUUAUACAAGGUAUGGACAUGCUUGCCUUGAUGGGAGAUCCUCCAUACUUGUCCUACUAAAUUCAGAAACCAUUGGGACGAGAGGCAUUGAAUGAAGGAAUGUGAGGUCGGAGAGCAGGGAGAAUCAAACUGAUUUCAGAUUUAAAGUUUAUUCAUGAGAAAUCAGAAGAGUAACAAUGACAUGAGAGCAGAAGUGAUGAAGUUUCAUAAAAUCAUCCUAACUUUUCAGUGAUGAGCUUAGCAAGAUAUUGCAAACUCUAGAAAAUGCCGAAAAUCUCAAUAUAGUUCUCAUUUAAAAUUCCCUAUGCUUUGUUUACCAAAAAAAAUCACUAUGCUUCUGGUGUCUUCAUCUGAUGGAAAUCUCAUGCUACAAACUUGUGAGGAGAGAUUGCCAUUGUUAGGCUUUGCACCAAAAGACUAAUACUGAUAAAAAAAUUCUAUACCAAAAAGGUUCGUAGUGUUGUUAAAGAUUCUGUUUUGAGUUGCAUCCAUUAUAUUGUUUGAAAAGUUGGUGUUUUGGACCUGAAACUAUUAUUGGUACUAAGGUUCGAAGCUCAACUUUGUAAAAUAGCUAUAGGUUUAGAAUGCUGAAAUAAGGCAUAUUAAUGUGCCCAAUACUAUUUGAGUUGGCAUCUCAUAA